AUUAAAAGCCAUUUUUAUUGAUGAAGAUGUACGACCAGUGACCGUUUUUCUAAUAAAUGUCACAGCGAUGCUGCAUUGGUUAGUUUAACUAGUGCUGGUACAGUUCUGUAAGUCGGAGAGAGAGAGCAUUUUGGCGGAGAACGAGAGAUAUUUUGAUGGAGUUGUCAGCCCAUUCGCCGGGGAGAGAGCAAAAAGCCUUUGGGUGGGCGGCGAGAGAUGUCGAUGGUGUCCUCUCGCCUUUCACCUUCCAUGUUAGGGAAAAUGGAGAGGAGGAUGUUACCUUAAAGAUAUUGUAUUGUGGGAUAUGCCAUACUGACCUUCAUAUCAUUAAGAAUGAUUGGGGAAAUGCAAGAUAUCCGGUGGUUCCAGGGCAUGAGAUUGUGGGAAUAGUGACCGCAGCUGGGCCGAAGGUCCAAAAGUUCAAAAUUGGGGACAAAGCUGGCGUAGGAUACAUGGUUGGCUCCUGCAACGAAUGCGGCAAUUGCACGGAAGGCCAUGAGAACUACUGCCUGAAAGCCAUCCCAACCUCAAAUGGUAUUCUACCAGACGGGAAAAGCACAUAUGGUGGCUUCUCUGAUAUCCUCGUUGUGAAUGAAGCUUUCGCAGUCGUUCUGCCUGAGAACAUGCUACUGGACAAAACAGGUCCACUAUUAUGCGCCGGGGUCACAGUUUACACCCCAAUGAAGCGGUUUGGACUCGAUGUGCCCGGCAAGCAUUUGGGUGUGGUUGGGCUUGGGGGACUCGGUCACCUGGCCGUGAAGUUUGGGAAGGCUUUUGGUAUGAAAGUUACAGUGAUUAGUACUUCUUUGAGAAAGGAGAAGGAAGCAAUUGAAAGGUUGGGAGCAGACUCGUUCUUGGUGAGCAGUGAUGACAAUCAAAUGAAGACUGCAAUUAGCACACUGGAUGGUAUCAUCGACACAGUUUCUGCACACCAUGCAAUCACCCCAUUGAUCCUCUUGCUGAAAACAUAUGGGAAGCUGAUUUUGGUUGGUGGCCCAAAUAAGCCCCUCGAUCUUCAUGCUUACUCUGUGAUACAGGGUGGUAAGAUUGUGGCUGGAAACCUCAUUGGUGGAAUAAAAGACACGCAAGAGAUGGUGAAUUUUGCUGCAGAGAAAAAUAUAACUGCAGAUGUGGAGGUGGUUCCUAUGGAUUAUGUCAACACGGCCUUCGAACGUCUUGCCAAAGGAGACGUGAGAUACAGGUUCGUUGUUGACGUGGCAAACUCUCUAAAUUGAUAUAUAUAUAUAUUUCACCUAAGUUUUAUUGGAAUUUCAAGUACUUGAGCUUGCAUGUGAUUGAAGAAAUGAAGGUUCUGAAAUCUUUUAAAGAUUUGGAACUUGGGUUUUAAAAGUGUGGAGUAAAUAUGCCCAUUAUGCGUCUAAUCACUGAGGACUAUGAUGGUAAGCUUCAUUUGAAACUUUGUUGAUUUGGGUAUUAUUCUGCUAUUAAUUUGUGUUAAUGAAUUAGUAUUGUGCUAUGUUGUAUGAAAUAAUGUAAUUUUGAGUUGUGGCUGAA
This is a messenger RNA of Phalaenopsis equestris, 1515 nucleotides long. RefSeq names its product probable mannitol dehydrogenase. The record is from RefSeq and is a predicted model, not a curated record. The transcript is spliced from 5 exons. Bases 156 to 1235 code for a protein of 359 amino acids. Lineage: Eukaryota; Viridiplantae; Streptophyta; Magnoliopsida; Asparagales; Orchidaceae. Gene Ontology annotation, biological process: lignin biosynthetic process. Gene Ontology annotation, molecular function: cinnamyl-alcohol dehydrogenase activity; zinc ion binding.